Rhodamnia argentea is the source of this 1656-nucleotide messenger RNA. Its product is annotated as cytochrome P450 81Q32-like. Gene Ontology annotation, molecular function: oxidoreductase activity, acting on paired donors, with incorporation or reduction of molecular oxygen; monooxygenase activity; iron ion binding. NCBI's taxonomy places the organism in Eukaryota, Viridiplantae, Streptophyta, Magnoliopsida, Myrtales, Myrtaceae. The record is from RefSeq and is a predicted model, not a curated record. Bases 16 to 1533 code for a protein of 505 amino acids. The transcript is spliced from 2 exons.
CUACAACGUGGCGAUAUGGAAGACGCGUGGGUGUACAUCCUCUCCGCGACCUCCGUCCUCUUCCUUCUCUUCCUGUUCAUAUUGCAGAGAAGCGACAAGAGAAAUCUCCCGCCGAGCCCGCCUUCACUCCCUAUCAUCGGCCACCUCCUCCUCAUAAAAGAGCCUGUCCACCGAACCCUCCAGUCCCUCUCCCAUCGCUAUGGCCCCGUCCUUUCCCUCUCCUUCGGCUCUCGGCCCGUGGUGGUCAUAUCCUCCCCGUCCGCGGCCGAGGAGUGCUUCACCACCAACGACCUUGUCCUCGCCAACCGCCCCCGCAUGCUCGCCGGCCACAUCAUGGGCUACGGCAACACCACCAUGGGCACCGCCCACUACGGCCCCCACUGGCGCAACCUGCGCCGCCUCACUGCCCUCGAGAUCCUCUCUCCACAUCGCCUCGCCGGCUCCCUCGCUGUCCGGCAGGAAGAAGUCAGGCUCCUACUGAGGAGCCUCUACGAGGCGGCCGGUUCCGCCGGGGGCGGUGGUUACGCGAGGGUGGAGAUGAGGUCGAGGUUGCAGGAGCUGUCCUUCAACAUCAUCAUGAGGAUGGUCUCUGGGAAGCGCUACUUUGGCGCGGCCGUCAACGCGGGCGAUGCCGAGAUGGCCGGGCAGUUCAGGGAGGUGAUAAAGGAGACAUUCGAGCUGAGCGGGACGGACCCGGGAGAUUUCUUGCCGGCGCUGAGGAAGGUGGUGGACUUCAAGGGGAGAGAACGGAGGAUGGUGGACGUGGCGAAGAGGUCCGAUGGGAUGUUGCAGGGCAUGAUAGACGAGUUGAGGUCGAGAAGGGACGGCGGCCAAGAGGUGGAGAGCAAGACGAUGAUCGAUGCCAUGCUGUCGGAGGGCUACUCGGACGACAUCAUCAAAGGCCAUGUCCUGACAAUGAUAAGUGCGGGCACAGACACAUCCGCCGCGACAAUAGAAUGGGCCAUGUCCCUCCUGCUCAACCAUCCGGACGUCAUGAAAAGAGCUCUGGCAGAACUAGACCACGUUAUUGGCCGAGACCGUCUAGCUGACGAAGCAGACAUCCACAAGCUGCCUCGCCUUCAAAGCAUCAUCAACGAGGCGCUGCGAUUGUUUCCGCCCGCGCCACUCCUUGUUCCUCAUGAGUCUGCUGAGGAUUGCACGGUCGGCGGGUUCGACGUGCCCCGAGGCACCAUGAUCCUGGUAAAUGCGUGGGCAAUUCAGAGAGACCCAAAAGUGUGGGAUGACCCCACGAGUUUUAAACCAGAGAGGUGCGAGGGAUUGGAAGGUGAUCAUUCUGGCCGGUUGUUGCCGUUUGGGAUGGGGAGGAGGAGUUGUCCAGGUGCCGGCCUUGCCAACAGAGUGGUGAGUUUGGGCCUAGCUGCACUUCUUCAGUGCUUCGAGUGGGAACGAGUCGGCGAAGAGCCGGUGGACUUGUCGGAGGGGACGGGACUCACAAUGCCCAAGAGAGAGCCAUUGGAGGCUAUGUGCAAAGCGCGUGAAUGCAUGAUCGCUAAUGUUCUUGCACAGCUUUGAGAAGGUCGUUCUCUAGUGAAUUUUUUUUGGUCAUGUAUCUCCCAUUUUUUUUUCUCUUUCUUUCUGUUUGUUCCGUCCAAUUUAACGCCCUAAUGGAGCCUAUUGUGGUCGAUUGAAGCCAAU